UAGCCGCGACAGUAUAAUACUACUCGUCUUUCGACGUUCGUUCCUGGUUUCCAACAUAAACGAAAUUGACAAGAUCCACCAUGGGGUUCUUACGAUGUCUGUGGAUCGGUUCAACCACACUACGUUGCGUACGAAAGCCAGAUAGGAUUUCAUUUGCAUAUUACCAUGACAACCAGUCAAGUGAGCCAAUCAACAAGCAGCAACAGAAGAAGGGGAUGUGGAACACUGAGAGUAAUCACAAGAAAUUGCAUAUAGAUACAAAAGAUAUGGAUUCAUGUUCCGUGUAUGAUAUACUAUGUGCUAGUAUUGUUCCCAGACCUAUUGCGUUUGUCAGUACAUGCUCACUAAAAGAUAAAGUGAACAAUUUGGCUGCAUUUAGUUUCUUUAUGCCUGUUACAAGUGUUCCUCCAACUCUGGCAUUUUCAAUCACACGGUAA
This is a messenger RNA of Saccoglossus kowalevskii, 437 nucleotides long. RefSeq lists its product as uncharacterized. Gene Ontology annotation, molecular function: FMN binding. The record is from RefSeq and is a predicted model, not a curated record. Lineage: Eukaryota; Metazoa; Hemichordata; Enteropneusta; Harrimaniidae.